Messenger RNA from Nicotiana attenuata, 1557 nucleotides. RefSeq lists its product as uncharacterized. The record is from RefSeq and is a predicted model, not a curated record. Lineage: Eukaryota; Viridiplantae; Streptophyta; Magnoliopsida; Solanales; Solanaceae. The transcript has 4 exons. Gene Ontology annotation, molecular function: zinc ion binding. Bases 1 to 1557 code for a protein of 518 amino acids.
AUGGAGAUUUUUCCAGUUUACGUUCUUCAUAGUGGUGAAUGGGAAGAAAACAAGUUUAUCAAUUUCGUCAGCGAUUGUGUAAUAAUCGAGUCGACAUUCACCUACAACAAUUUAGUUGCAGCUAUUUCGGAACAGAUUAGGAUCGAUAGUGAGUUAAACACAAUAGAGAUUAACUUUCUCCCAAAUGUUGGUUUGCCACCGAUCCUGAUUUACAACGAUACAGGUGUGAAGGUGUAUAUCGAAUUAAAGAAGAAAAACUUGAAUUUCACUGAAUAUCCGUUGUUUGUGACGGUGAAAGAGAUUUAUGAAAAUCGUUUGGUUCCUACAAGUUCUAGUUGUGUAGUUGCUACAAGUUCCAGCUGUUUGGUUGCUACAAGUUCAAAUUCUAGAGAUGUAUCAACAAUUGAUAGCACUGAGAUUAUUGAUAUCAAAUUUAUUGAAAACACGAAAUUUAGUGAAAACACGGGUAUAAUAUAUGAUAUAUUGAACGAAUUUGUUGAGGAAGAUCAAGUUUAUAAGGAUAAAGAGAUAGUUGUCAGUGUAAUGAAGAACUUGGCUGUAUGUGAGAGGUUCCAAUUCAAGGUGAAGAGAUCAGUGCAACAAGGAACGGUUACAAAGUUGCACAAAUCAGAAGAUAGAUGCUUUCUUUAUGCAUAUGUUUCGCUAUAUGCAUCUAUCAAGGGCUGGGAGCAUUGCAGACCGAUAAUGGUUGUUGAUGGAAGUUUCCUUAAAGCAGCAUAUAAGGGUACCAUAUUGACUGCUUGCACACAGGAUGGAGCUGGAAAAAUCCUUCCACUUGCAUAUGCAAUUGUAGAUUCAGAGAAUAACAAAUCUUGGGAGUGGUUCUUUGUCCAGAUAAAGGGUACUUUUGGAGUUAGGGAAGGGAUGUGUAUAGUUUCAGAUAGAAAUGAAAGCAUCUUCAAUGCCACAAAAGCUGUGUACCCAGAAGUACCACAUUGUAUUUGCAUGUUUCACUUGUGGCAGAAUGUAAAGCGCACAUUCAAGAAACAUCACAAACAAUUGAAGGAUAUCUUCUUUGCUUUGGCUAGAGCUUACACGAUAGAGAAGUUUGAGUACCAUAUGACAGAGAUGUGCAAAAUUGAUCCGAGAGUGCAACCUUACUUGUUCGAAAUUGGCUACGAAAGGUGGUCUAAGGCAUAUUCCAAAGUGAAAAGGUCGAUGGUAAUGACUUCUAAUAUUGCAGAGUCAAUUAAUGCAACAAACACGGAUGCUAGAGAGUUACCAGUAAUGCGAUUGCUGGAGUACAUGACAAAUUUGCUACAACAGUGGAACAACAAAAACAGAAAAAGUGCAAUGGAGACAUCUACAGAGCUUGGCGAAAAGUACGACAAACUCCUUCGGGAAAAUCAGAUUGCAUCGGAGCAAAUGACGGUGAGGCCUGCUACGGAGAAGUUAUAUACUGUGUUUGAAGGGGUAAGGCGAAACAUAGUGUGCCUUAAAGAGGGAACAUGCAGUUGUGGAAAAUUUCAAAUGGAUGAACUUCCAUGUCCGCAUGAUUGGACGGUUUUGAAGAACCAGCAGCUGAAACCUGGCUAG